This is a messenger RNA of Babesia microti strain RI, 849 nucleotides long. RefSeq names its product NOP1, FBL, rRNA 2'-O-methyltransferase fibrillarin. Gene Ontology annotation, cellular component: nucleolus; box C/D methylation guide snoRNP complex; small-subunit processome. The coding region runs from base 1 to 849 and encodes 282 amino acids. The transcript is spliced from 3 exons. NCBI's taxonomy places the organism in Eukaryota, Apicomplexa, Aconoidasida, Piroplasmida, Babesiidae. Gene Ontology annotation, molecular function: rRNA methyltransferase activity; histone H2AQ104 methyltransferase activity; RNA binding. Gene Ontology annotation, biological process: rRNA methylation; box C/D sno(s)RNA 3'-end processing. The record is from RefSeq and is a predicted model, not a curated record.
AUGGGUAUAAGCAAAUUCAAGAAUAACUUUAAGGGGAAAGGAGUUAGAGGAGGGGAAAGUGGUAAAGGGUUCAGCGGUCGGGGUAAAAUGGCUAAGAAGCCUGGUGGGUUCAAGUCUGCUGGAUUUAGGGGUGGAUCUAACAAAGUGAUUAUAAUUCCUCAUAGAUUUCCCGGGGUGUUCAUAGCUAAGGGCAAAGCUGAUGCGCUAGUAACCAAAAAUAUGGUACCAGGGGAAUCCAUUUACGGGGAGAAACGAAUUCAAGUGCAACAGGAUGAUGGAGAGAAAGUUGAGUAUCGCAUUUGGAAUCCAUUCAGAUCCAAGUUAGCUGCCACAAUAAUUGGGGGAAUAGGCAAUAUGCCUAUCCACCCAAACUCAAAGGUUCUCUAUUUAGGCGCUGCGAAUGGAACGACAGUCUCUCAUGUCUCCGAUAUGGUUGGACCAAAUGGAAUGGUCUAUGCUGUGGAAUUUUCCCAUCGUUCUGCACGUGAUUUGAUAAAUGUUGCAAAAAGACGAUCCAACAUAGUACCGAUUGUUGACGAUGCCAGGCAGCCUCAGAGGUAUAGAAUGCUUGUAGGAAUUGUUGAUGUGAUAUUCGCCGAUGUAGCACAGCCAGAUCAAGCGAGGAUUGUGGCUAUUAAUGCCAAUCAAUUCCUAAAGCCCAGCGGAUGGUAUAUAAUUUCAAUAAAAGCAUCUUGCGUUGAUUCCACGGCAAAACCUGAGGCUGUAUUUGCUGCAGAAGUUGAUAAGUUGAGGAAAGACAAGUGUAAGCCUAGGGAACAGCUUACACUUGAGCCAUAUCACCGAGAUCAUGCGGUAGUAAUUGGCCAGUAUCGUCCAGAGAAGAAGUAG